AUGGAGGAGGUGAAAGCGACUCGCCCAGAGCAUCUCUCGCCUCCCUCAUCCCAGGAACGUCCCAGGGUCCGGGAGAAACUGACAAUUUGCUCCGGUGGAGUUAAUGGCCAUGUAAGGAAGAGGUUUACUCAUUCUGCCCAGAGGCUGAGCCAGCAGAGACAGCAAAGCUAAUGUGAUUCACUGAAUGAAGAGAGUGGACAAUUACCAGCAACUUGUUCAUGUUUUGCCUUGGAUAGCCUAAGCUGAAACUACGACCUGAGAAUGACACAGCAAAUGCACAACUUAAGUCUCCUGCAGCCCAAGAAGCACAGCAUGCCCUCCUCGCCCAGCGCCGCGAAGCGCCUGUACCGGAACCUCUCGGAGAAGCUGAAGGGCAGUCACACAUCCUUUGAUGAAGCCUAUUUCAGAGCUCGCCCCGACCGCCUCAGCCUCCGCAAGGCCUCAAUGAAUUUCCAGUGCAAUGAAGCUAUGUUUGAGGCCGUAGAACAGCAAGAUCUGGAUGCUGUUCAGAUUCUUCUUUAUCAAUACACACUGGAGGAACUAGACCUGAACACCCCAAACAGUGAAGGAUUAACUCCUUUGGAUAUUGCCAUUUUGACAAACAACGUCCCUAUUGCUAGGACCCUUCUACAUGUUGGGGCAAAGGAAAGCCCACACUUUGUAAACAUGGAAAGCAGGUCAGUGCAUCUGAGCACAUUGGUCCAGGAGGCACAGCAGAGAGUCUCUGAACUGUCUGCACAGGUGGUGAACGAAGGUCUUGGUGCAGAUUUCACGGAGAAAGAGAAGCUGCUGAGGGCCUGGGAGUGGAGGUCCAAGCUGUACAGGCGCAUGAAGGCAGGCUACGAGCACGCCCGAGCCCCCGAGGCGCCAACCAAUGUCUGUCUCAUGGUAACGAGCAGUACAUCACUCACUGUCACCUUCCAGGAACCUCUGAGUGUCAACGCAGCUGUGGUGACCAAGUAUAAAG
This is a messenger RNA of Acanthisitta chloris (rifleman), 967 nucleotides long. RefSeq names its product ankyrin repeat and fibronectin type-III domain-containing protein 1-like. Gene Ontology annotation, cellular component: spindle. The transcript has 6 exons. Lineage: Eukaryota; Metazoa; Chordata; Aves; Passeriformes; Acanthisittidae. The annotation marks the transcript as partial. The record is from RefSeq and is a predicted model, not a curated record. Gene Ontology annotation, biological process: regulation of establishment of bipolar cell polarity; establishment of mitotic spindle orientation. Gene Ontology annotation, molecular function: protein binding.